Hevea brasiliensis (rubber tree) is the source of this 2851-nucleotide messenger RNA. Its product is annotated as BTB/POZ domain-containing protein At1g67900. The record is from RefSeq and is a predicted model, not a curated record. Bases 590 to 2479 code for a protein of 629 amino acids. The transcript has 5 exons. Lineage: Eukaryota; Viridiplantae; Streptophyta; Magnoliopsida; Malpighiales; Euphorbiaceae.
AAAAUGCAAACGUAAAACUCAUUUUAUUUUUAUUUUCUAAAAGAAAUUUCACUGCAACUCCCUUUUUUCUGUUUCUAAAUAGAAUUUGAGAGGUGUACGAUGUUGGGAAUAUAAAAUAAUCCAGAGGGCUGUACUGUAAAAAAUAAAAAAAUAAAAAUAUUGCUGUGGCAAUGAUGAGAGGGAAGGACACAAGUGGGCGCACGAUAAGCAUGUGGGCGUCGCCUUUCUAAUUGCACGCUGGCACUGGUCAUGGAAAUGGAAAUGCGCCUUGAACCAUAUUUAUUUGUUUCAGGUUACAAAGAAAAAAAAGAAAGAAAAGAGUAGUUCCUACAUUUGUUCAGGUCCUGUUUUUGCUAUGCAUGAUUGGCAAGUUAAUGCUUGUUGGGCAUAUCAAGAAUCUUGGAUUUGAGGAAACCGGUGGUCUUGAGUGGAGAACAUUUCUUGCUUGCUAGCUGUUGGAGAAGGAACUUUCUGUGGCUUAUCUUGUAUUGAAUUGGAAGAUUGUAUUGGUCAUCAAGUUCUGAUUCAACUAUGUUAAAGCACAACUGAUGAACACAUAAAUCAGGAAGAAAAAUCAUAAGGAUUAGUCAUGAAGUUUAUGAAACUUGGAUCCCGACCGGACACCUUCUACACUGCUGAAGCUGUAAGGUCUGUCUCCUCUGAGGUCUCUAGUGAUCUCAUAAUUCAAGUGAAAGGAAGUAGAUAUUUGCUUCACAAGUUUCCUCUGCUUUCCAAGUGCUUGCGUCUACAGAGACUUUGCUCUGAAUCCCUUGAAUCCUCACAGCACCAAAUAAUCCAACUACCAGAUUUCCCUGGUGGGAUUGAGGCAUUUGAGCUCUGUGCAAAGUUCUGUUAUGGUAUUACAAUCACUCUCAGUGCUUACAACAUUGUAGCCGCGAGAUGUGCUGCUGAAUAUUUGCAGAUGACAGAGGAUGUAGAGAAGGGGAACCUAAUAUGCAAGCUUGAAGUUUUCUUUAAUUCUUGUAUACUUAAUGGGUGGAAGGAUUCAAUUGUUACCCUGCAGAGCACUAAAGAAUUUCCUUUGUGGUCAGAGGACCUUGGAAUUACAAGCAGAUGCAUCGAAGCUAUUGCCUCAAAGGUCUUGACUCAUCCCUCAAAGAUAAGUUUGUCACACAGUUACUCUAGAAGAGCAAGGGACGAUGUAUCCUGUAAUGGAACUGAGAGCCAGAGGCAUAAACCUGCGAGCAAGGGGUGGUGGGCUGAAGAUAUGGCAGAAUUAGGCAUAGACCUAUACUGGAGAACCAUGGUAGCUAUUAAAUCUGGUGGAAAGAUAGCCUCUAAUCUCAUCGGCAACGCAUUGAAAAUUUAUGCAGCAAGAUGGCUGCCUAACAUAUCAAGACCAAGGAAUUCUAAUAAUGAAGAAGCAUCAGACUCAGAUUCAGACUUGGUGAAUGAGAUAAAUUCAAAACAUAGGCUCCUUUUGGAAUCAAUAGUAAGUUUACUCCCAGCAGAUAAAGGUGCUGUAUCUUGCAGUUUCCUGCUUAAACUGUUGAAAGCAGCCAAUAUCCUUAACGCCUCUUCUUCUUCAAAGAUGGAAUUGGCUAGAAGAGUGGGACUUCAAUUAGAGGAAGCAACAGUAAAUGAUUUGUUAAUACCCUCUUUCUCAUAUGCAAGUGAUACUUUGUAUGAUGUAGACUUGGUAAUGACCAUACUGGAGCAGUUCAUGUUACAAGGGCAAAGUCCACCCACUAGCCCUCCAAGAUCCAAGUUAGGAUUUGAAAGGAGAAGGUCGCGGUCAGCAGAGAAUAUUGAUUUGGAGUUCCAAGAGAGCAGGAGGUCUUCAUCUGCAUCACAUAGCUCAAAAUUGAAGGUAGCAAAGGUUGUAGAUGGCUAUCUUCAAGAGAUUGCCAGAGAUGUUAAUUUGCCUCUUUCAAAGUUUAUUGCCCUUGCUGAGUCCAUACCAGAUUUCGCAAGGCUUGAUCAUGAUGAUCUCUACAGAGCUAUUGACAUUUAUCUCAAGGCACAUCCAGCCCUAAACAAGAGUGAAAGAAAACGGUUAUGUCAAACCCUAGACUGCAAGAAACUCUCUGUUGAAGCCUGUAUGCAUGCUGCACAGAAUGAGCUACUCCCACUGAGGGUGGUAGUGCAAGUUCUCUUCUUUGAGCAAGCUAGAGCAGCUAUGGCUGGAGACAAAGUCACUGAGCUGCCUAGCAACAUCAAGGCACUUCUAGCUUCCCAUAAAAUAGAUCCAUCAAGGCCUACAGCAGCAUUAAGCACCACUACUAGCUUUCCUGCAGAGGAUCAAUGGAGUGUCUCAGGCCUUAAAUCACCCAAGUCGAAGCUUUCUAGUUUAAGGAUGAAAUUAGCUGAAGAUGAUGAUUUGGAUGAAAACGAUCUGCAAUCAAAUGGACUUGGUAGAACUUCCAAAUUUAAGACUAUUCGCACUCUUCCUACACGACCCAAAAGGAUGUUCAGCAAGUUAUUGUCCAUCAAUAGAAGUGCCAGUGAAAAGAAUUGAGUGAGAAUUUUGUUUAUUUCCAGCCAACGGAUGGUAAUUUCCAGUGUAACUUAUACACUUUUUUUUUGGGGUCCUCCUGUAAUGUAGCAGAAAACAAGGAAUCUUAGUAUGCAUUAUUGAUGUAAUCUAAUAUAAUAAGAAUCAAGAUUUUCAGACAUGAGGGGAAAAUCUCUUGGUGGUUCUCAAUUUGAGAGCUAGAACAGAAAUCUUGGGUGUAGAUUUGCAAUUGUGGGAGCAAUAUUCUUGUAUUUGUCUAGAAAACUGCAACACCUGCCUUUGUCUCUUUUGUUGCAUCUCCCUGGAUACUCACUUUUUCCUCCCUGCAAUUAGUUUUCAUUAUUCCUUUUAUCAGACAAUAAUUAGUUUUCAUCA